Molecule: messenger RNA, 1290 nt
Organism: Kwoniella mangroviensis CBS 8507
Lineage: Eukaryota; Fungi; Basidiomycota; Tremellomycetes; Tremellales; Cryptococcaceae
Exons: 6
Coding region: 1-1290 (429 amino acids)
Biological process (GO): amino acid transmembrane transport
Cellular component (GO): membrane
Molecular function (GO): amino acid transmembrane transporter activity
Source: RefSeq, a predicted model, not a curated record
AUGAGCAACUCACACCCCGCUGAGAAGGUCGAGUCGCGUUCAGCUGUUGCUGCUACCCUCAAUCAGGUUGGUCUUACCAAUAAUGAAGUCAUCACCUCGGUCGACACAUAUGUCCCACCCAAGAGAACAUGGAAGUCCUAUAUCUGGUCAACCCUAGAUGUACCUAAAGAUGAAGCGAAGUUCUUGACCAAGUUGGACAUUACGUUGAUCACUUCAGCUGCUUUGGGAGUCAUGAUUCGAUACUUGGAUCAAGUCAACCUCACCAAUGCUUUCAACAGUGGCAUGAAGGAAGAUCUCGAAUUGUACGGUAACGAGUUGAAUUUCGCCAAUGCCCUUUGGAGUGCAGCCUAUGUAUUCGGUCAAAUCCCUUCAAAUCUCUUACUCACCCGAGUCAACGCAGCUAGAUAUAUAGCUUUUCUUCUCGGUGGUCCGGAUUGGAUCUCUCUUAUAGGCGGUGAAGCUCAAAACCCUCGAAAGAUCUUACCUCGAGCGUUCAACUCAACCGUCGUCCGUAUUGUGGCAUUUUUCCUGGUCGGAGGUCUCUGUGUCGGUAUCAAUGCACCUUCGAACGAUCCUGAACUCCUUGGGGCUAUCGCAGCAGGUGCACCAGGUGCUGCCAAAUCCCCAUAUAUCAUUUCCAUGAACCGUCUUGGAAUUCCCGUUUUACCAGACAUCGUCAACGCUCUCGUCAUGCUUUCAAUCUUCUCCACCGGUAAUUCAGCUGUGUUUUGCUCAUCUCGUGGAUUGUAUACGCUCGCUCUCAAGGGCGGAGCACCCAGCGUCUUCAAGAGACUCAACAGAAACGGUGUCCCAUAUGUGGCGGUGACGGCAAUCCUGCUAUUCAGCGCUUUGGCGUACCUUUCCGUCAAUUCCGGCUCUGUCGUCGUACUGAACUGGUUUUUGUCCUUGGUUGGUGCAGCCAAUCUGGUCAACUGGACAUCCAUUGCUCUUACCUACAUGCGAUUUCGAAGAGGUCUUAUCGCCCAAGGUAAACUCAACAAUGAUUUCCUCCCUGUCCGAGCAUGGCUUCAACCCCUGUCCAGAGGAUGGGCAGGAGACAGUUUCGUCUUCACCUACGGAGCGGUCUUCAUUUUCGCUGGAUUCAUCAUCUUCUUCAAGACUUAUGAUGUACUAGUCAAGAAAAAACCUCUCAAGAUGUUUAUCCCCGCUGAAGAGAUCGACGUCACCACAGGAUUGGAGGUGAUCGAAGCUUUAACUGCUGCUAGUAAUAUCCAGGACGAACAGGAUAAAAAGACGAUGGGUAGAAAAGUGUCAGAUUUCUUCUUUUAG